Molecule: messenger RNA, 7604 nt
Organism: Platichthys flesus (European flounder)
Lineage: Eukaryota; Metazoa; Chordata; Actinopteri; Pleuronectiformes; Pleuronectidae
Gene: sgsm2
Product: small G protein signaling modulator 2
Exons: 24
Coding region: 158-3364 (1068 amino acids)
Molecular function (GO): GTPase activator activity
Source: RefSeq, a predicted model, not a curated record
CUCUGACGUCGUCGCCAAGCUGCUCGGCUGCGUCAGAGUCCAUGCGAGCGAAGGAAGACGGAAAGACGGAAUAACAAAAUCCAAAAAAAAACGGACCGAGUAGAGCGGACCGAGGCUGCCACGGAGACCGACCUGCGGUCUGCACAGCCGGACAGACAUGGAGGGCUACACGGAGGAAGAAUACAAAGAUAAAUUAUUAUGGAGCGUCAAACGAGAGGUAAAGCAGAUUAUGGAGGAAGCAGUGACUAAGAAAUUUGUCCACGAAGACAGCAGCCACAUCAUUGCUCUAUGUACUGCUAUCGAGGCCUGUCUGGGUCACCUGCUCAAGAGACGGGCAGCUGGUUUUCUCCGCAGUGACAAGAUUGCUGCCCUCUUCACCAAAGUCGGCAAAGUCUACGACACCGCUGGCGAGAUUUGCCGUAAAGUGCAAGAACAGCUCCAGCAGCAUGCUGACCUCACCAGGAGAACUCAGAGCCUGGGACAUGAGCCUCUGAGGAGACAGGGCUCAUCCACCACCAACCGCCCCCCUCAACCCCUCUCUGCUCAGGCCAUCAAACACAUCUGGGUCCGAACAGCUAUCUUUGAGAAAGUUCUGGACAAGAUAGUGCAGUACAUUGUGGACAACUCUAGUAAAUACUACGAGAGAGAAGCUCUAAUGCAUGACUCAGUCUUCGGGCCCAUCUUGGCAGCCCUGCUGGUGGGGCCCUGUGCUCUGGAGUACACCAAGCUGAAGACAUCGGAUCAUUUAUGGACCGAUCCCUCAGCCAAUGAGCUAGUCCAGCGCCACCGCAUCCAUGGGGCCCACCGGAGUCAGGACACCGCGACAAGCCGUCGACCUGCACUUGGAAUCCGCAAGAGGCAGUCCAGUGGCAGCAUGUCAGAGGACAAGUUUGCUGCAUCAGCGAGAGAGUAUGUUGAGUCGCUUCACCAAAACUCAAGAACACACCUUCUCUACGGCAAAAACAACGUCCUGGUGCAACCGAAGAAGGAGAUGGAGAUGUUGCGGGGCUACUUGUCUCUCCACCAGGCUGGGGAUAACCUCACUCUGAAGUGGACCCCCAACCAGCUCAUCAAUGGCACAUUGGGAGACUGUGACCUGGAGAAAAGUAUCUACUGGGACUACGCACUGACUGUUCCUCUGCGCCAGAUUGUCUGUAUCCACUGCCAUCAGCGCUCGGAUUAUGGUGGUACACUAGUUCUGGUAAGUCAGGAUGGGAUCCAGAGGCCACCUCUUCACUUCCCCCCUGGUGGUCACCUCCUGGCUUUCCUCUCUUGCCUGGAAACAGGCCUCUUACCGCGUGGUCAGCUGGAGCCCCCCCUCUGGUCCAAGAAAGGCAAGGGAAAAGUGUUCCCAAAACUGAGGAAGAGGAGCAGUGCUGCCCGACUCAUUGACCACGACAGGAAUGGUGAGGAGCAGACAGCUGCUGACUAUGUGUUUCGCAUUGUCUACCCAGGAUACCACUACGACGCCAUCACUAUAAAUUACCACCACACCACGGGCAGCCGCGCUCCGUCGCUGGACGAUGACGAGGAAGAAGAAGAUAGGCUCCAUGCUAUGAUCUCAAUGAUCUGCUCGCGGAACCUCACAGACCCUAAUGUCAUGAAAGACCAUGGGGAAAUGAUGGAGAUGCAGUGUUUUGGCGGAAGCCCGUCGUCAUGGCAACAGGCCGAAGUAAUCGCUCAUGAGUCCCUGUGCCAGUCCUGCUUCACCGCUGGUAGCAAUGUGUCAAUCGACUACCCGGCUGGCUGUACCUGCAUACACGAACCAUCAGACAUUCACACUAUUCCUCUAAAGAUGCUCUGCCAGAACAUGAAGAGGCAGAUAGUCUCCAGAGCCUUUUAUGGAUGGCUGGCCUACUGUCGACACCUGUCCACUGUGCGAACUCAUCUGUCAGCUCUGGUCAACCACAACAUUGUUCCUCCAGACAGACCAUGUGAGGCAUCCGGGGGCCUCAGCAAAGAGGUGUGGAGCAAGUACCAGAAAGACUGCAAGAACUAUAAGGAACUGGAGCUGCUGAGGCUGGUUUACUAUGGUGGAGUGCAACAUGACAUUAGGAAGGAGGUCUGGCCUUUCCUGCUGGGACACUACAAAUUCGGCAUGGGCAAAAAAGAAAUGGGUCAGAUUGAUGCAAAGAUCAGUGAGCGUUACCAGCAGGUAAUGCAGGAGUGGAAGGCUUGUGAGGUGAUUGUUAAGCAGAGGGAGAAGGAGGUGCAGUCGGCCAUCUUUGCCAAACUGUCCUCAGGCAGCAGCAUUGACAGUCAUGUCCUACGACUGGUUCACAGAGACUCCACACUCAGUAAUGAGGUGUUCAUGUCAGUGGAUGAGCCCGACGCAGGCAGCCAGGAGACCCCCAGUGGAGAGGACUGUACUCCCACCACGACAACCUUGGUCCCUCCUGCCGCCCUCCCCCCAGAGGAGCGUCCUAUAGUGGAGUUUGACUCUCCAGACUCGGGUCUCCCCUCCUCCAGAAACUACUCAGUGAACUCUGCUCAUUCCCAGAUCCUGUCAAGCAUAGACGACGGUCAGAGCACGGAGGAGGAAGGGGGGGGUGGGGAUGAGGGCAGGACUCCAGGUGGGCUGGGGCGGCAUGAGGACUCUCUGACCGAGGACAGGCUGUGUUGCCAAUUGGACAAACUGGUGACCAAUGGAGCAUCUGCUGAGGGGAUAUCACCAUCACUGUCGUCAUAUACAAUUGAGCUUUUGGACAUAGUCGCCCUGAACCUCCACAGGAUAGACAAAGAUGUACAACGCUGUGACCGAAACUACUAUUACUUCACUACAGCCAACCUGGAGAAACUACGCAACAUCAUGUGCAGUUAUGUGUGGGAACAUUUGGAGAUGGGCUACGUUCAGGGUAUGUGUGACCUGCUCGCUCCACUCAUGGUCAUCCUUGAUGAUGAGAGCCUGGUGUACAGCUGUUUCACUCAGCUAAUGAAGAGGAUGAGUCAGAACUUCCCUAAUGGUGGAGCCAUGGACACACAUUUUGCCAACAUGAGGUCACUGAUCCAGAUCCUGGACUCUGAGCUGUUUGAACUGUUUCACCAAAAUGGAGAUUAUACUCACUUCUACUUUUGUUACCGCUGGUUCCUGCUGGACUUCAAGAGAGAGCUCCUGUACGAGAAUGUGUUUGCAGUGUGGGAGGUGAUCUGGGUGGCUCCCAGAAUUUCUUCGCAACACUUCGUCCUCUUCCUGGCCUUGGCACUGGUCACAGUUUACCGUGAGAUCAUCAUGGACAACAACAUGGACUUCACUGACAUUAUCAAGUUCUUCAAUGAGAUGGCUGAGCGUCAUGAUGUCCAACACAUCUUGAAGAUAGCACGUGAGCUUGUCCACAAAGUUCAGUCUCUGAUGGACAACAAGUGAUCGAAGAGCAAGAGGAGGAGGAGAAAUAGGAUAAUGCAGAGGGAGAAAAUGUUUUCUCCCCCAGAGUGACUUCCAGAGCUCCGUUGAUCCAGAGAAGGUCAAUAGGGCUCAGGUCUCCUCCCUGUCCAAUGAAAGGUCCUGGGAGUGGGGCUGCGGUGCUGCUGGAACAGACUGGCUCUGGAGCUUGGCCUGGAUCUGCUUACAUUUACCUUCACAUGGAAUGCUCAUGGUGUCCUUUCAGAAAUGUGGAUUGGUGUGCAUGCUUGUAAGUUUGAUCACACUGUAAGCACAUUCUUGAGUCUCCCCAGUCUUGUAGUUUGUGUGUGUGCAUGAAAACACACAAUACACAUACACACAAAUACAAACACACACAUGCACACUCAACAUUAGUCAUUAAUCAUUACUUUGAUUUCUAGAGUUUCACCCUUUUCCUCAACUCUGAAACAGAAUAUUUUGGAUAGAGGCUGAAUCGUUCUGUGUUUUUUGGAUGUGUUCCUCCAGCAGAGGCCAGUAAUGUUCAGGAUUUAGAGGACCAGAGGACUAAGCCACGUAGAAGUUUUCAUUAGUGACCAAAUGGACUGUGCCAACUACCUUUUCAUGAGUGUUUUCUACAACUAGCAUGUGUGUUUUUACCCCAACCCAAUCCCUGUUUUUCUUUUUGUCAAGGACUUUAUUAUCACACAAAUGUUGCCUUUAUCAGUAAUAGUCCAAGGUACUUGUUGCACUUUUUGUGAGGGUUUCCUUCCUGGCAUCUGUGAAGGCCUCUUCGCAGUCUGAGGAGGCUGGAGGUGCCACAAGAUGCCAAAUUGUUGAGAAACUCAGGAUGAUAUGCAGCCAACUUUUCUGAGCAUGUCAGUCAGUGGUCAGAGCAUGUUUAAUCCUCGUUCCAAGAUGGAAAACCAAACCAACAGUAGAGCACAACAUGUACCCCAUGAUUUUAAUUACGCUUCUAACAACCAUUGAGGCCAGGCCCUUAGGAAUAUCUCUGGAAUUUGGGACAAUGAAUUUGGGAAUUUAGAUGCUUUGAUUAAAAACACAUAUUAUACAUUUGGUUUAAUUUAUGCCUUUCAGAAGAACUACAGUAACUAGUUUUAGCCAAAAUUCUGAUUAAAUUAAGGGAUUAAACGUUCCCAAUCACACAUGCAUCACAUCACACAUAUGUGUAGUAGUGUGGGGAGGGCGUUUAAACAAGAUUUAGACCAUACACAGACAACAAACACUAUGUAUAGGAUUAAUGAAUAAAUACUAGAUGAAAUUCUGUGAUUGGUUUUUAUUCUCAGCAAUACUUUAAAUUGUCAGUGUUGCUUAGUGACUUUCUAAGAUGUGUUUAGCUGAACUGAGCUCAGUUACUAAAAUCAGCCUCUGUUUUACUGCUUAAGGUUUCAGAAAACAAUGAUUGAAGGAUAUUUGAAAAAAAAAAAGUGAAUCCAUGAAUUAAGUAUCAUUGGUGUGAGAGUGGUGAAGAGAAGGAGUGAAGAGGCUAUAACAAACUUGAAUUGAUCAUAUACCCAUGUCGACAGGGAGAGAUAAGAAUUAGGCUGACUUCAAUAUGAGUUUUAUUAUUGUCAACAGAGCCUAUGACACAAAGUCCCUGGCCUGGCUGAUUAACUGAAGACACAAAUCUUUAAAACUGCUUUCAGAGAUUGAGACUCUUAAAACAAGCAGACCCUUUGAGCCCACUUUACAAUAGAUAGUGCAUUGUUGGGGACUGUUUCCAGUGGCUGAUUAAUACAAAUUGUGUUGCAGUUGACCUUGCCACGGGGCUCUCCCACACACAGCAGCCAGAGACAAACCAUUCAGGUUUCAGCAUUCUAUAUUGCCAUUUAACACACGUCAGCAAACAUAAAUUGAACUUAAAUUAAAGGGGUUAGUCUAAGAUUUGCAGUUCAGUGUCUCUGUCCUCUGUGCCUCGCAUUGACUGCCUCUCAGUGUCCCGUGUGUCUGAGCCAUGCCGGAGGCAGCCCAGUCUCUCCUUUUAAACGUGAGGACCAAUCAGCUUACCACUCUCACAUGUGCUGAAUGAUCCUCUGUGCUGCAGGUGAAUGUGCCCUUGCAGCCCCAUCACCUCCAGAAUCUGGUGUUAUACUGAGUAUUUACAGCAGCAGGAUGUGAGGCUUAAAGGAUUUUCCCGGAUUCCAAAUCUGUAUGGUAAAUGGUUUUGUAUUUAUAUAGCGCUUUUCUAGUCUUGAUGACCACUCAAAGCGCUUUACAUUCACCCAUUCACACACACAUUCAUACAGUGCAUCUAAUCGCAGCGGUUUGUUAUUCUAUGGGGGGCCAUUCAGGUUUCAGCAUCUUGCCCAAGGACACUUCGGCAUGCAGAUGGGACUUCGGCAUGCAGAUUAUUGUAUAUCCCCAAUAAGUCUGGGAAUUCAUGUCAUGAAGGGAGUUUGAUCUGAGAAAUGGACUUUGGUUAACUAAUCAUAUAAUGACAUUUAUUAUAAUUAUUAUACUAUUUCAUACAUUUCACAUAAUAUGGUUAUAAUGGAUCAGCUCUUCACAAAGUAAGAAAAGCACAAAGUCAAGUGUCAGAUUUAUAGUUGACCUGAGGUUAUUAGGGAUUCAGUUGGAGAGGAGGAAUACCCAUAUCUUCUGUCAUGUCAGCAUGUUGUUGUUGGAGUUGUGAGGUAUGAGUGCCAUGCUCUUGGACAUUUAGUUUUUACAUGAGGACAAUCUUGUGCUACAAUAAUAAACUACAUGUCACCCAGUGUUUUUAACAGAGCUCCAUGUGUUCAUAAGUCAUAUAUAUCAGGCUUUACCUGUCUCUAAGUCAUAUUCAAUGUUGGUUAGAGCCAUUUCAUGGGGUUGCAUUGAGCCUCAGAAAUAUCUUGAAGUGAUUUCCUUUGGGAUUGGAGUCAAACAUGCAUAUUGAUCUGAACACAGCAUGAAAGCUAUCAGUAAGAGUGGUUGCAGUCAUCCAUGUUGAACCAAAUUUUUCUACUGCCUCGAGUCCAGCCUAAGAAAAGAAGACAAGCUCAGAAUAGGCUGGUCUAGAUAACCGACCCCCAGGUCACAACACUACCUGAGACAAAAGCUUCUUUUGAUGCCAAACUUUGUUGAGUGUUUAUUGAAUCAGUAUAAAGUUGGGAUUGGCUUCACAGUAAUAGCAAAGAAUACAUUAAUAGUUACAUCUAAAGGAAAUCUGGGACAAUUUUGAUACCGUUUCCAAUCCCCUAAUCAGUGUGACCCUUUAUCUCCACCCACCUCACGUCCUUCAAAUGUCCAAUAUGGUUGCAUAUGAUUGGUCAUCCAGCACGGACCCGCACCUGUGAUUCAAGGGCCAAGAGUCUUCCCCAAUCCUGAAGUGCACUGUAGUCAUCUGUCUCUGAUCCGCUCGUGUGAUCCCAGGAAUGGGCGGUGGUGGUGGAUGUGCCUUGCUACUGCCUCUUCCCCUCCCCCAUCCUGCCUCCACAGCGACAGAAUGGGGUCCUUAAGGAAGCCUGGGCCCACAGCAGAGCCUUUUCUUCCAGGACGUUGUGUACCGAAGCCUUGAAACUAGAGCCCAACUGAUACUGGAUUUUUUUGGGCGGAUUAUGCUGGCGUGUUUUGGGGAGUAAAAAAGGUUGGUAAGUUCUUUAUUCAUUUGAUAGGUUUUGCUAUGUGUUUCUUUUGUCUCAGUUCACCUGCCCAGAGACUACUAAUGAACAUUUGCAAACUACCAACAUGUGGCACAAAUUUUACUGAGAUCAAUCUUUUUCUGCAUUGUAUUCUGUAUAAAUGUAUGAUAUAGGUCUACAUUGGCAGAGAAAAUCGGCUGACUAAUGUAUCGGUCAACCUUUACUUGAAACAGCCCCCUCUGUGGCAUGACAACAUUGUGCAAUUUAAUACAGCAUCUGACUGUUUACCUAUCUGUGUAAAAUAUUUUUGAAUAUGGUGAUCUUGGAUUCUGUAAUUUGUCAUUUGAGAAAAUUCAUCAAACUCUAUAUUCCUGUAAAUAUGAAUCAAGAACCCAAUAUUUCUAUGAAGACAGUCAGAACAUAUAACUUAUUUUAAAUAUAUUUUUUAUGUUGGUUUUAGCGCUAUAGUCGAAGGUGUAAACUGUGCACAGCUGCAGAUUGUGUGCAUACUAUGUACACGUUGACUGUUAAGUGUUCUUCCUCAAUGUUGUGCACUGACUUCAAGAUUAAAAAUUUCUAUUUAUUUAGAAAGCCAGUGAUUGCAUUGCUGAAUAUGUAAUAGUAAGGAUGUGUCAUUUGCCUUGAAUGUACUGUAUUAUUAAAUAAGGGGUUGUUUAGUUGUU